AGCAGGGGCGUUGGCUGCAAUGAGUUUGGCCUAGAGAUAGCAGAGAAAGAUGAGGUUGGGCCUGAUUGUGGAGGGCCCUGCAGGCCAUGUUGAGGAAUCUAGAUUUUAUCCCGUUGGCACUAGCAAGCCAGUUUUAAACAAAUGAGCGAUAUGAUUAGCAGUGUGUUUGGGAAAGAUCCCUCUGGUGUUCUGUGAAGGUUAGGACCAACUGAGUCUUUGUAAGUAAGGUUGGAGAGGAGGUGGCUGUAAAGACCAAAGUGAGAAACACAGGAUAGCGCUGUGACGUGGAACUUGGGGCCAGCACUGAUGUUUAGCAUAGAGCCUGGCACACAGAGGGACUUUGAUAAAAGGCUUGAACUGAGGUGACAAGAUGGAGCCCAUGCAAGAGCAGACUUUAGGUGCUUUCUACUGGCAUGACCACUGUGUUGACCUUAGACAAGUCCUUUCCUCUCUCUGGCUUCCUUUCCCUGUGUGCAUCAUAAAGUGAGUGACACCUAACUCUCCCAAGGGUGGAAAAGGGACUCUCCAAGGGAGGUCUCCAGAAAAAGCUGCUUUGUCAGUCCAGUCCCUGCCCUGUUCAGAGCCUGUCUGGAGCUCCCCAGUGCCUUCUCACCCAGGCAUUCCUAGCUCUCAUGACUUGACCCCCAGUCUACUCUUAUAGCCUUAUCAUCCUCUGCUGCUCUUUACAUAUCCCUCACCUGCCUGUGCUGGACCUGUGUGCUCUUGCUCCUGUUUUUCUUCCCUUCCUACUCCCUGUAAACUCACAACAGGGCCUUGGGGCCAGAGGGCUGAACCCAUCUGGCCACCUGCCUAGUGUCCCUCUCUAGGCGUAUAACUCUAGAUGUAGUGAUAUUCAGCCUUUCCUGGGAUUUCUAUAUUCAUGUCCUAUCUCUCUGUGGAUUGUGAGUUCCUUGAGAGGAUGACUCUGUCUUACUCUUCCCACAGCCCCCACCGUGCCUAGCACAAGGCCUGGCACAAGUGGUUAUUGUUGGUGUUUGAUGAACAAGGGAAUAGCUCAUUCAUUGAUUGCAUCUGUUCACCAUGCAAGGGCAAUUGUGAAGAGUAGUCAGGAGUGAUUGACCCAUCUGUGUCAUGUUUUAACAAACAGUUCAUUAACCACUUCAAAAUCCCCCAUUUCACCCAGUGACCCUUAAGUUAACCUAGAAUGGCAGCUUUGCUUGUUCCCUUUUUAUAGAUGGAGAAACCAACAUUCAGAAAGCUAGUUAAUGGCUGAGCCAGGAUAAAAAUUUUUGGCUCUUUUUCCUUGUAGCCCAGUAGACUGAGAGUGGCAUGAGCUGCUAUUUGUUCUCCUGUUCUCUCUGAUCUCUCCUUGUAGGAGCCCAGCAGUGUUAGGCUGGGUGGCAUAUGCUGUGCUUUUACAUCUUGUCUUCAAGAAUGAAUCCUGAGCUUAGAGGGUAUCCACAGUUUGGCUCUCCCAUGAGCUUUGUAGCUACCAAAUCAUUUGGUUUACAUCUUUAGAAAUUUUGCUUCAGGAAACCUUAGGACCUAUGAAGGCUCCCUGGGCUGGCCAAGCUCACCCAGCAAGUCUGGAACAGAACCGUUAAGGGUCUGGACUGGGUGAAGCCAAGGUUGGGUGAAGGCAGCCUCUUGGGCUGUUUUUCUCCCCUGUAAACCAUCAAAGAACACUUGGUGUUAGUCAUGGCUCUGCAGGGCCCGGUUUUGUGGGGCUUGUGUGGUGACCAUUGAGUCCCCACUGUGGGGAUUGUUUCACAGGAAGGGAAAGCUGGUGUUCCUCUAGAUGGCCUGAUAUGAAGGAAUCACACCUCUCGCCUCCCCAAGCUGCAACUGCCUUGUCCUUCAAGUGCAGGAGCUGGUUGAAAUGUCAGGAAUGGAAGCCAAUGUGACUAUCCCAAUCUGGCAAAACAAGCCACAUGGGGCUGCUCGAAGUGUAGUGAGAAGAAUCGGGACCAACCUACCCCUGAAACCCUGUCCCCGGGCAUCUUUUGAGACUCUGCCCAAUAUCUCUGACCUGUGUUUAAGAGAUGUGCCCCCAGUCCCUACCUUGGCUGACAUUGCUUGGAUUGCUGCAGAUGAAGAGGAGACAUAUGCCCGGGUCAGGAGUGAUACACGCCCCCUGAGGCAUACCUGGAAGCCCAGCCCCCUGAUUGUCAUGCAGCGCAAUGCCUCAGUGCCCAACCUGCGUGGGUCAGAGGAGAGGCUCCUGGCCCUGAAGAAGCCAGCCCUGCCAGCCCUAAGCCGCACCACUGAGUUGCAGGAUGAACUGAGUCACCUGCGCAGCCAGAUUGCCAAGAUAGUAGCAGCUGAUGCAGCUUCGGCUUCAUUAACGCCAGAUUUCUUAUCUCCAGGAAGUUCAAAUGUCUCUUCUCCCUUACCUUGUUUUGGAUCCUCAUUCCACUCUACAACUUCCUUUGUCAUUAGUGACAUCACCGAGGAGACAGAGGUAGAGGUACCUGAGCUUCCAUCAGUCCCCCUGCUUUGUUCUGCCAGCCCUGAAUGUUGCAAACCAGAACACAAAACUACCUGCAGCUCGUCUGAAGAGGAUGACUGCAUCUCUCUGUCCAAAGCCAGCAGCUUUGCAGACAUGAUGGGUAUCCUGAAGGACUUUCACCGGAUGAAACAGAGCCAAGAUCUGAACCGGAGUUUAUUGAAGGAGGAAGACCCUGCUGUGCUUAUCUCUGAGGUCCUAAGGAGGAAGUUUGCUCUGAAGGAAGAAGAUACCAGUAGAAAAGGAAACUGACAACACUCAGCCCUGCAAACUCAGUCUGAUGCUCCUGGAAUUCCUUUAAUAGCUGCCUUCCUCACCGCAGAUGUUUCUGCCUCUCAAUGAGAAAUCUUCUGCAACAGUCUUGCUGACAAGCUAGAGCUUGGACUGAAAGAGAAGAGCCGGAUUAUAUGUUUCCCAUACUUCAAAGCCUAGCAGAAGCUAAGGCCUGUGAUUUAUUACAGGUAAUCAUGUAGAAUGGAGUGUCUCAGUUUUAAAGGGUAAGACGGAACUUUCUGUUUUUUCCUCAUCCCUGUGUGAAAAUAGGUCCUAAAUGAAUGACUUCACUGCAUUAGACCCCAUAAAUGGUUUCAUUGGACACUUUGUGCCCAGCUGUCACUCGCUCUCAGUGGCUUCCUUGCAGCAGAGCAGGAUAGAGCGGAAGGGGCUUUAAAUGUUUGUGUACAUGUUCACAGGGCAAGGCAGGGAAAAUCUUACGCUGCUCCAUCAAAAACCUACACCAAUGCCCUGCAAUCACCCUCUCUAGAUGUAGAGGUUGGACCACUGAACCAGCCAACACUUGGGCUGCGCUGGGAGGCCUGGGCUGUUUUGUUCUUAAACAUAUUUUAUAAUACUGAACAAUUAAAUCUACCCUCCAAGGCCUUGGGGGUCUCAUUGGUUCCACUGAUUAAAAACUUUCUCUUCCACGGACUUCAGUUUAAGCCUGGUAGGGAGGGGAAAGAACAUACCAUCUUUCUUCCAGGCCCCUGACUGCUCCUUUAGGUUGGGCCACGGUUUGUACCUACCACACCAUGCAUGACUCAGAUGCCUUCAGGUCCCUUUCUCUAUGGUAUGUAUACUGUGUGUGUUUGGGUUGAAGUACUACCUGACAUUAAAGGAAGGAUUUGGAGAGCUAAUGCA
Molecule: messenger RNA, 3604 nt
Organism: Lemur catta (Ring-tailed lemur)
Lineage: Eukaryota; Metazoa; Chordata; Mammalia; Primates; Lemuridae
Gene: MTFR1L
Product: mitochondrial fission regulator 1 like
Exons: 6
Coding region: 1841-2719 (292 amino acids)
Biological process (GO): mitochondrial fission; aerobic respiration
Cellular component (GO): mitochondrion
Source: RefSeq, a predicted model, not a curated record